AUGGAGAUCUUCCCGGCACACCUCCGAGAUCUGUGGAACAAAUGGGAGCUCCGUGUGCUGGUUCUACUAAGCCUGACAUGGCAGGUUCUUCUAAUCAUAUUUGGCUCGAGAAGGAAAUAUGCGAGUGGCAGCUUCAUCAGUGCCCUUGUUUGGUUUACAUACUUAUCAGCAGACUGGUUAGCCACUGUUUCGCUUGGGAACCUUGCCAACAGCCAAGGUGCUAUCUCAAACGCCGUCGCUCUGCAAGCGCUGUGGGCCCCUUUUCUUCUCUUGCAUCUUGGUGGCCCUGACACAAUCACUGCUUAUGCCUUGGAAGACAACACAUUAUGGUUAAGGCACUUUCUUGGUCUGCUAGUCCAAGUUGGAGUGGCCUUCUACGUCUACUUAAGAUCUUGGAGUACCUCACCUCUAACCUUCAUAGCCAUACCGGUCUUCAUCUCCGGACUUAUAAAGUACUCACAGCGCACUUGGGUUCUCAGAUUCGCUAGCCCUGCCCAAUUCGAAGACUCUCUUAUCUCAGUUCCAACUCUGCAGGCCCAGGCCCAGGCCAUGGAUUUCACACCACAUCAUGAUUCUGAUGAGCUAGAAUUCCUUCACAAAGGAUACUCUUUGUUUCCCAUUCUCAAGCGUUUAUAUGCGAAUCUAAGUCUACGGUUCGCAGAAGGUCGACGAAGCCAUUCCUUAAUAGUGAAGAAGAUCGAGGACAAUAAUGUACAACAACAGAGUCAUUUUGCCUUUAAAGUGGUUGAGGUCCAGCUGGGAUUCCUUUAUGACUUAUUGUACACCAAGGCACCUGUAAUUUACUCUUUACCAGGCCUUAUUUUCCGUUUUUUCAGUGUUUUCUCUAUGGUAUCUGCUCUAGUGGCAUAUCUGUUCUUUAUUAACUCUCAUAAUAACUAUUAUUCUGAUAUUGAGAAUCUUGACUACUAUGUAACACUUGUUUUGUUUGUUGGGGCUAUUCUGCUUGAGCUUUAUGCGCUUGUUUCACUUGUUUUUUCUGACUGGACUAUCCGUUGGCUAACCAGUAAGAACAAAAGCAAAAGCCUACUGCAGAGCUCCAUAAUAAACUGGGCUUUGUGUCGUCAUGGUCAAACGAGGUGGGCAGGAAAAGUGAGUCAACAGGAUUUGCUGAGCUUUUGCAUGAAGAAGAGGGUAGCAACAUAUUUUGGAAUUGACUUUCUUUUCAGAAUCUGCUUUGGCAUUGAAUUGUACUGGCAAAGGACUUGGAAUCCUGUAGAAAAUGAUUUGAAGGAGUUGAUUUUUAGAAAUCUUCUAAACAAACACAAGACUCUUGAUAAAGGGUUAUUCGAUCACAAUGCUCUCAAGGAAUUGCUUUCAUUUAAAAGUAAUGUGCUCGGAAACCAUAACUUCUCCAAAAAGAUCAAAUGGAGCAUAGAACUUGAAUUUGAUCACUGUCUCCUUGUUUGGCAUGUGGCAACUAGUGUUUACUACUAUUCUACUCCAGAGGAGAAAGAUCGCAAAAUGAGCAAAAUGCUUUCAGAUUACAUGAUAUAUAUUCUUCUCAUGCGUCCAUUCAUGCUGCCUAAAUGGAUUGACAGGGUUUCGCAUGUUCGGGAUACCUUCAGGGAAGCCAUAAAGAUAUUGCAGCAGGGACAGUUUCAUGUAAAGAAUGGUGCGGAUGCUGCAAGGAUGCUGGUUCAAACGCACAGUUACAAAGUCUUGGAUGCUCGUGGAAGAUGA
Messenger RNA from Arachis ipaensis, 1701 nucleotides. The record is from RefSeq and is a predicted model, not a curated record. Lineage: Eukaryota; Viridiplantae; Streptophyta; Magnoliopsida; Fabales; Fabaceae.